Molecule: messenger RNA, 756 nt
Organism: Entrophospora sp. SA101
Lineage: Eukaryota; Fungi; Glomeromycota; Glomeromycetes; Entrophosporales; Entrophosporaceae
Source: the annotation of a GenBank genome assembly
AUGAAAUCUGUAAGUGAUGAUAACGAUUGGAUGGAACAACGUAGAAGUGUCUCGUUAGCUGAUAACCACAAGGUCGUAAAUUCUUUUGGAUCGAGAAAUAACAGUCUACAAAAUAAUUCAUCACAAAGUAGCGACGCGUCAUCACCAGGAAGUCGAUUAGGAACCGGAUUAGGAUUAAGUAGUAACAGUAAUAAUUUUAAAACGAAUAUUGAUAAUAGUGAUAAUAGAAACCAUAAAAAGAAUAAUAGCAGUAGCAGUAAUGUUAGUCAUGGUAAUAGAAGUAACAUUGGCGAUAAACCAGAUAAUGCAAUAAUGGUCAUCAGACAUAUUUUCCAUAUAAUCACACAAAUCAUCUUAUUAUUAGGAGCAAUUUACAUAGCAUAUUAUUUGGGAGCAACAAAAAUGUUAAGCAGAGUGUAUUGUAUAAUUUUUAUCGCGCUCGUCGUAUUUGUUUAUUUGGUUUGGUUAUUCGCUGCUUGGUUAGGAUAUCCAAAAGAUAGAGGAUCAUUGCUAGUAUCAUUUGCUGCUAAAUAUUGUGGUGGUAGAGACAAUUACUUACCAUAUUCUAAUGAAGGUGACGAAAGUGAUGACGAGGGAAAAAAGGAAAUUACAGCUGUUUCUUCUACUCCUCUAAAUAUAACGAAUGUAAAUAGUGGCAAUAAUGAUGUUGAUGAAGAUGCUGAACAAGACAUGAGGGAUAGAGAAGUUGUUGUCAUGACAAUACCAAAAAGAAGAUUAGCUGUUGUCAAUGUCUAG